AUUAACGUCUCCUUCUGCAGUGAUGGCUACCCGUUUCCCUCUUCUUCUUUUUUGUCUCCCUGAAAAGAAUUUGCGCAUUGUUCUAGAACAAAUGAGAUUCCUUGAUUUGCUUGCCUUCUCUUUGUGCUCCAAAAUCACCAAGGCUCAUACGACGCAGCUAAAGCGUAACAUCAAAUACAUCGCACUUGAUGCUUCUAGUGGAGUUUCAAUUAGGCUCCAAUUACCAGAUCGAGAACAAAUAAACUUAGAUGUUAAAACAGACAGAUUCGAUAGAUGUAACUUGAACUUUUGGGAAAUUGCCAAUGUGACUUAUAGGCAACCAACAAGAGGCUACCAACAAGCACGCUACGAACAAGAAUUCUGCUGGAAGAAAAAUGGGUUCGGUCUUCGAGAUUGGAUUGAUCACACCAUGGAAAUAUUCAAUUUACCGGUUAUUGACCAAUUUUACUUAAGUGGAACCGUGCUCAGUCUGGCUGAUACAAGGCAGAUAGGCGAAGCUUUAAAUGGAUUAAAAGUGACAAGCAUGGAUUUCUGGUGUUACACGGAAGAUCGAGUUUAUAACAUCAGAAGAAACUUGGAGACUGUUGGCUUAAUUUUCGCACACCCCGACUCAGAGCAUUUCUCCAAACUGUCUACUCAAAAGAUUCUUUCGGAAAACCAGACAAGCGUGCUUCAUCGUUCGCCGGAUUUUGCAUUAAUGGCUGAAAUGAGAUAUUUCGUCGACGAGGCUUCGUAUGCCUGUAUUACUUUGAACGAUCUCUUAGUGAGCAACUGCACCAAACUCAUCAUAACGGAUUCUACAUUAAAAUCGGAAGAAUUGAACAUUUUUCUUAAGCACUGGAUCAAUGGAUCUAUACAGACAUGCGAAUUCUUGAAACUAGAGACGUCUGUCCGAACCCAGUGGAAUAUGGAGACCGUGUUGAAAGGCGUUGCGCAUAAAACCGCAUCAAAAGUGAAGGAUGGUGCACCAGGAGCGAGAGACAUGUUUAUAAUCCCACGGAUCGAUCUGCCAAAUUUAUCCUUGACGUAUAUCCCAUAUGAUGGCAGGUACUCCGUUUUGACAAUUGAUGCUCGCUGCGGUUGAAAUGAUUUUUUUUAAAUGUAAUCCUUUGUUUUUUUUUGUAAUUACUUCUUAAAUCAUUAUUAAAAUUUGAGUUGUCGAAGUUUUCCAUUCUCUUUGAAUUAAUAAAAUACACAACAACUACCCUUCAACAAA
Caenorhabditis elegans is the source of this 1216-nucleotide messenger RNA. It is a transcript of the gene sdz-9, whose product is annotated as F-box domain-containing protein. The transcript has 2 exons. Lineage: Eukaryota; Metazoa; Nematoda; Chromadorea; Rhabditida; Rhabditidae. Bases 23 to 1084 code for a protein of 353 amino acids. The record is from RefSeq and is marked reviewed.